Messenger RNA from Salvia miltiorrhiza (redroot sage), 1748 nucleotides. RefSeq lists its product as uncharacterized. NCBI's taxonomy places the organism in Eukaryota, Viridiplantae, Streptophyta, Magnoliopsida, Lamiales, Lamiaceae. The coding region runs from base 420 to 1010 and encodes 196 amino acids. The record is from RefSeq and is a predicted model, not a curated record. The transcript has 7 exons.
AUAUAUAUAGGGUUAGUUUCUACAACAACCACUAUCUUAGAUGAAGAAUAAAGACCAACUUAUGACCAUUGGAUUACUCUAAAUCAAGGGACCAGAUUAUUCCAUUAAAAUAAUUUUCGUGAAUUUCAAAAAGCUGAAAUUUAUUCUGAAUUAAGGUAUAAGGGUAAACAAGUCAUGACAAAUUCUAUGUUUUUGGUAAGUUUAUGAAAUCCCUUAAUUCACGCCCUUCCUUUCUGAGAUGAAAUCAAUGGCGAGAUUUUUUGGGUUUCUGGUGAAUCCUAUAGUUGAACAGAAGAUUAGAAUUGAGAAAUAUACUGAACAAUUCUUACGAGCAAGGGUUUCAAAUUCAUCAUUUUGCGAUCGAAAAAAUCCCAGGAGUUCAAUUCAUCCCCCGACUGCAUCAAGUCUUUGUUAUAGAUAUGGAAACAUCUAGCGGCAAUGCGAUCGUUGUGCCAGAUUCUCCAAGUGAUUCAUCCAUUUCACUAGACAAGAAGCGGAAAAAGUUGGUUCUACAUCACCAUUCACGAUUACUUAAAGGUAAAGAGCCAGUUACUUUACGAGCUGUUAGUCGUGCAAAUGAAAUUGACGUUAAAAUGCUGAUAUGUGCAGACAAUACAACAUCAUCCCAUAAGAAAUAUUCUAAGGGUAGUGGCAGAGUUACGCAGACAUCCAACCGAUGUUCGGAUGUCAUUCUAAUAGAUGAUGCGCCUGGUUCAGUGCUUGUUGCGUCAAACAAUACUGCUGGUGUUGAGAAGCAUGAACGAAAAUCUAAAGCUCUAUCAUUGACUACACGAACAACACUUGCGUCCUUCUAUGAUUCGUUGAAGAAACUAAAUCCCACCCAGAAAGCUGAAGUUAGAGACACAGGUUUUGGGAACAUACUUGAAUUAAAGGUUAAGGAGCUACCUGGUCGUAUGGCAUACUGGGCCUUGAAGUUAGGGCCUAACACACUUAAUACUACAUUAAAAGUUCUAUUAUUCUUUUUAUUUUUUGAUUUGAUGUGGUUAUAAUGUAUGCAGUGGCAAUGUCCUUUUCAUGUUCAAGGACUUAGAGUUAUGUAGAUUCGAUUUGGUUUCACUUUGAAUAGGCAGUGUGGUGCAACCGUCGGUGGUUAAUGCAUGGUCAAUUAUCUUAAACCACGUUUCUAUAAGGGCAUCUUCCAAUAAAUCAGUUCGUUUCUUUGCUUCAACAGACAUAUAUAUAAAUUGCAUAUCCCAGCCUGGAAUGUCGUAUGUAUCACGGCAGAGAGCCAUUUUUGGUGCAUUGGAUCGUGAGUUGCAACUAUAUCAGACAAAUGAUCUCGGCUAUAUUGACAUGAGAUCACUACUGUCGGAGUUUCUAAACAACAACAGGGAAGAUCCGAGUUCGGCAUCAGUUGCAAAAUCAACUAUAGAGGUUGUGGACCUGAAAUGGGCGGACAGUAUGAAUACAAUAGAUGAUGUGUUGUAUGUCAUGAGGCAUAUGGAGACGUUCGACGGAGAUACAUCUGUGAAUUGGAAUAUUGGAUUACUGAAUGCAACUCACCACCACCUAGGGAUACUGAGGAUGAGAUACUGUACAACGAUAGUAUCGUGGGAACAUAACAAGUACAAGGAUGAUGGUUUGAGAGACUCGGCUGCAACGUAUAGGGCUGUUAUAGCUGUGAAUUCUACAAGAUUUGAUAGAGUUCUUGCAGGGUGAUAUCAGAUAUACCUCGGAGUAUUUUUUGAGAUAUGUUAUUUACUUUAGACAUUGAGUGUUUGACAUUU